This is a messenger RNA of Dioszegia hungarica, 561 nucleotides long. RefSeq names its product putative small monomeric GTPase. The coding region runs from base 1 to 561 and encodes 186 amino acids. Gene Ontology annotation, biological process: vesicle-mediated transport; intracellular protein transport. Gene Ontology annotation, molecular function: GTPase activity; GTP binding. The transcript has 5 exons. Gene Ontology annotation, cellular component: Golgi apparatus; cytoplasm. Lineage: Eukaryota; Fungi; Basidiomycota; Tremellomycetes; Tremellales; Bulleribasidiaceae. The record is from RefSeq and is a predicted model, not a curated record.
AUGGGCUUAUCACUCUCCCGGAUAUACUCGUCACUAUCGUCACUGUCAUUCUGGGGAAAGGAUAAGGAGGUCCGGAUAUUGAUGGUUGGACUGGAUUCGGCUGGAAAGACCACUAUCUUGUACAGAUUACAAAUCGGAGAGGUGGUGUCGACGAUACCAACAAUCGGCUUCAACGUCGAGACGGUCACAUACAAGAACAUCAACUUUCAGGUCUGGGAUCUGGGCGGACAAUCAAGUAUAAGACCAUACUGGCGGUGCUACUAUGCCAACACCCAAGCAAUCAUCUACGUUAUAGACUCGUCGGACCACGCCCGCCUCCCCACAUCCCGCUCCGAACUCCUCACCAUGUUAUCCGAAGACGAACUCAAGUCGGUCCCCGUGCUCGUGUUUGCAAAUAAGCAGGACGUACCCGGCGCGCUGAAGCCGGGAGAUAUUAGCGAUAAGUUGGGAUUAGCGGGAGGAGAGAAGGGGCGGGAAUGGAGUGUGAGGGGGAGUUGUGCGUUGAAGGGUGAGGGGCUGGAAGAGGGCUUGGAUUGGCUGGUAAACACAAUACAGAAAUAG